CCCCUCUCUAGCAGGUGCGACCCCCCCAGCAGCUUCUGAUCUUAAGAGGACACCAUCAGCCAAUUACUGCUGUGGCGUUUGGCAACACGGAGCACCCGCUUGUGGUCUGCUCUGCCUCACAAGACCACGUGCUCAUGUGGAGGCUGGACGAGUGCAGAGAGAAGGUGCUUCACGGGACAGACCCGCGCGGGCUCGUCCUGGGCACCCGCCCGGGAGAGGUGCGGUGCGUGAAGUUCAGCCCGGACGACCAGAUGGCUGCGGUGUGCGCUGGCAACAGGGUCCUCGUGCUGGACGUGCAGAGCCGGACCGCGCACGCCGAGCUAGAGGGGCACCAGGGCCCCGUGACCGCAGCCGAGUUCUGUGCAUGGCAAGCGCAUGUGGUCGUCUCGGGGUCUGAGGACAGAAGCUUCAAGGUGUGGGACUGUCGCACGGGGGCCUUGAUGCACAGCUCGGCGGUGCUGACAGCCUCCCCGCUCCUGAGCCUCUUCAUCGAUGGGGAGAGCCAGCAGCUGGUGGCCGGGGGCGCCGAGGGCCAGCUGUGCAUCUUCAGUUUGGCUGAAGGUCAUCAUCAUCGUCAUGUGACGCGUGUGGACCUGAGGAAAGAGACGGAGAGUUUCUACGCCAGGCGGCCAGGAGAGAGCGGGCUGGACAGAGGGGACGGGGUCGACGUGGCGCUCCCCGUCCUGAGCCUGGCGCGCUGCGACCUGCCGCCGGACCUCGGCCCCGGGCAUGGAUGUCUUUCCCCGGAGAGGACCGGCUGUGUGUGGGUCGGAAGCUCCGCUGGACUAUUCAUCCUGAACCUGGCGAGCUUUGAGCUGGAGGCUGCCCUGCAUUACAAGGAUUUUCGGAACCUCAGCAUCCAGGUGGCCGGGUCGUGUGCCGUGAUGAGCAGCCGUGGCAAGGCCUUCUGCUUACUCGCUUCCAUGUUUGGGAACGAGGUCGCCGGCUUGGAGCUCGACCCGACUGCUCUGGUGAGGUCCCAGCAGCACCCCCACCUGGGAACGCAGCUCUCAGUGCUGCCCAGCUCCGGUGUCUCGCCGACCUCCCCUCUGUAUUUCGGAGUCGCUGAGGCGACACGUGUCAAGCCGGCCGGCCACCAGCAAGCCGCUACUCAGAGCUCCCUGCGGGACCAGCCCCUGGUCUUCCACAGCCGCGUCCGGUCCUCCGGGUACACGGCUGCACCCCAUGUGACCAUGUUCUCGCCCAAGACCAAUGUGAAGAGUGGCUGUAAGAGACCUUCGCGACGCAGGAGCACUCACACCUGUCAGCAGUGCCCUUCGGACAGCCCUCCGCCGACCCAGCUCCGCCGGCGGCUGGCUGUGGCCCAGAGCCCGGUGGCCGUGCGCUGCGUGCAGUUCUCAGGAGACGGGCGCUGGCUGGCCUGUGGCCUGGCCGACCACCUGUCCCUGGUCUUCGAUGCCCAUCUGACUGGAGCACCUGCUGUUUUCUCAGGUCAUGAUGGGGCAGUGAGCGCCCUGGGCUGGAGCCACGACGCCCGGUGGCUGCUGUCGGCCUCCCUGGACGGGACCCUGAGGGUGUGGUCGGCCCGCAGCCGGGAGCCCGCCCUGUGCCUGGGCACAGACGUGUUCCCGGAGCCUGUGCACCAUGCGCAGUUCUACUACCUCGAUUCAUUCGUGCUCGUGUCCUCAGGCCCCGAGUUCCAGCUGCUCAGGCACCACCUGGACACCCGCAAAGAUGAGAUCAAAAGAUACAAACAGAGGAGCCGGUGCACCCGCGUGUUCCGGCUCCCCACGACGGGGGCCGCGGAGAUCACCGGCCUGUCGGCCGCCAACGAGUUUUAUUCCCACCUGGUGCUGGCCGCCAGCCGGAGCAGGACAGUGGAAGUUUUCGACCUCAACGCGGGCCGCAGCGCCGCUGUGAUCCAGGGCGUCCAUUCCCGGCCCCCCCACCAGAUCUGCCAGAACCAGGGAUCGUCAUUCACGACCCAGCCACCUCAGGACUAUAACCUUUUUGCAACCAUCGCCGUGGGCGACGGGGCCCGGCUGUGGGACCUGAGAACCCUGAGGUGUGAGCGCCGUUUCGAAGGACACCCGACCCGCUGCUUCCCGUGUGGGAUUGCCUUCAGCCCCUGCGGGCGCUUCGUGGCGUGUGGCGCGGAGGACAGACAUGCGUACCUGUACGAAGUGGGCUCCAGCACCUUCUCCUGCCGGCUGCCGGGGCACACGGACACGGUCAGCGGGGUGGCCUUCAGCCCGUCCGCCCCUCAGACGCUGCCCCCCACGUCUGGGCCCCGCCUUCCUCCCAGGAGUCUUCUGCUCCACCCAAGGCCCUUCCGCAGCUGCUUGGUUCACGGAGCCGGGUCCGCUCCGCGCGUUCACCUCGGCGAGGUCAGUGGUGCAGUCCAGCGCUCUGUCUGCACACGCCAUCCGCAUAUGCCCGUCGCACACGCCAAUCGCACACGCUGCUCACACGUGCCACCCGCGCACGCCAUCCUAGCAUGCCACUUGCACACGCCACCCAGGCCCCGACCUGGGUGUCGAGUUGGCGUCAUAGUCAGGUGUCCCCGGUGACAGCCCAGGUCGCUCCCUGUCCAGGUGUCCCUCGGUCCCAAGCAGCUGGCACUUCUCACGUGGCCUGUCCUGGGGCCGGGGUGGCGACGUUGCUGGGAGUCAGGCUGACUUCUCAUCUCAGCUGACAUGGUGUUGGGAGGCCCAGGACGGCAGGUGUGGUGCACGGAGGAGGUGUUGGUGGCUCAGGGACAGGCGGGACCGGUGGGAAGGAGGGAGGGGCCCUGUUCUCUGUGGCCGCUCGGCCGUGGCUGUCCUCCUGGUCGAGCGGCCACGGGGUUUCCACGGCAGCACGCGGGCCCGUGGGUGGGGCAGGUCGCCUGGGUUGCCAGUGACACAUUUGCAACCGUUUGUGCUGCAGCGUUUGAGCCGAGGCCACGGAAGAUGGUUCCUAUUAUACUCGGUGGCGUUGACUGAGGUCUGGCCGGGUCUGUUCUGAUGCCCUGGCCCAGCCCCCGGCGGCUGCGUGGCCCGGCCCCAGCUGGCUGCGGUCACGGCACAGGAAUGUGGCCGCUGGCGGUAACUCCAGCUCGGCUCCGUUUCUCUGUAAGUGAUUUAUAAGCCCAACUUGAAAAAUUGUUGCUGAAAUAGGUUGCAGCAUUUUAGUUCUCAGCACACAGGGUUCCUCUCACAUGCAUUUCCUAUUGUAGCUGUUGCCCAAGGCCAGGAGGGCGGCGGAUCACACACCAGCAGCUGGUCUUCUGUUCCAGGGCAGGAGUCAGGGAACAGCUAUGUGACACCAAGGAGGAGGCACAGGAACAAGUCGUCCCAUGAAAGCCACACAGACGCGGCUGUGCCUGUGGCACCCGAUGGGCGCAGCAGCGGUGACUCAUCCAGGGAGCCGGCCAGCGCUCGCUUCUCCUUCAGGCACCCAGAGCUGGAGCCAAGGAGAAGGCGGGUCCCUGUCUGACGGAGCAGUAUGGUUCCACCACGAUUCGGCGCAGCCUCUGCGGCAUCGGUGGGGAGUUCCGGGGGCACACACGCAGGAACGUGUUGGUGGGGUCCUCCUAGCUUCACAAGUGAUGCUGUUUCAGGUGUGUUCCCCCUUCUUAAAGGGUGAGAGAGCCGUUGUGGAAAGUAGAGAACACACACGAGCAGACCAAGCGAGCGCACGAACGGGACACAGCCGUUCGUUCCUGGUCCCUCGCUUCUGGCACAGAGGUCGCCGAAGGCUUUCCCGAAUGUGUGUACAGACACACACACGUGCGUGUAGUGGUUUCAGCCUAACUCUCCACCUGAUGGGACUUGGGAUCCGGCACCAGCAUUUAUCGAACUCACACUUCAGGGCUCCUGGUUGUUUGGCCAGGGCCGAGCUGUGGGAUGGGCACCCCGUGCACACACUGCUCCUGUGGCUCUCUCCCCAGAACACGUUUAGACCUGUAAUUGCCGAGUCAACGUCCUCACUCUGAACAGCUUUUGGUAAAUGUUGCCAAGUUUCUCUAACAAGUUUGGGUCAACUUAUUUACCUCCGAAUAGAGUAUGAGGGGAUGUGUCUGCAGCAACAGGAACAACUGCUAUUUACAAAUACUUGUUGCGCAGAGCACAGGCCCGGGCCGGCUGGAAGGCCAGAACGGAGCCGCCGUCUCAGUUCUUCCGGGCGAACCGCCUCCUUCCUCCUCCAGCACACGGGGCGGGGGGCCGGGGAGGGGGGGGCCUCCAGGCGGAGCACAGGUCUCAGGCCGAGAGCGAGAACGGAACUCUGCUUGGUCUCUCGGGCAUUUGUAUUUCACUUCUUGUGAAUUAUUUAUUCACCCUGUUUUUAAAUGGAAACACCUUUUUAUUAGGUAUCAGCUCCUUUCCGUAACUUAGCGAUAACCUUUGUGUUUGUGAUAUUUUGAAAAAAACCUAUGAUCUGGUUUUUUUUAUUAGAUUUAGGAGAACUUCCCCUAAGAGGAUAUGUUCAUUGAUAUUUUCCUAAUGUCUCGCAUGGA
Myotis brandtii (Brandt's bat) is the source of this 4459-nucleotide messenger RNA. It is a transcript of the gene WDR27, whose product is annotated as WD repeat domain 27. Gene Ontology annotation, molecular function: protein binding. The transcript has 24 exons. The record is from RefSeq and is a predicted model, not a curated record. The coding region runs from base 135 to 2531 and encodes 798 amino acids. NCBI's taxonomy places the organism in Eukaryota, Metazoa, Chordata, Mammalia, Chiroptera, Vespertilionidae.